Molecule: messenger RNA, 1178 nt
Organism: Brachypodium distachyon (stiff brome)
Lineage: Eukaryota; Viridiplantae; Streptophyta; Magnoliopsida; Poales; Poaceae
Product: endo-1,3;1,4-beta-D-glucanase
Exons: 7
Coding region: 244-966 (240 amino acids)
Molecular function (GO): hydrolase activity
Source: RefSeq, a predicted model, not a curated record
GCCUCGGUAAACCGACAAAGGCCCAACAGAUUUCUGGAACCUCCUCCUCUUUCCCCACUUGGACGAGAACAGAUUCGAAACAAUUUCGCCCUCAAGCGUCCGCUGUCCUUCUCCCCCCAUUUACCUCGUGUCGCUGCGUUGUUGUCGCCUGGUCCUCCUGUCUGCUUUCCAAUCUCAACUUCCCAAGCACACCACUAGCCCCCAUCCGCGCAACCAGGAGAGGAGGAGACAGGCGGCUUGACUAUGGCAAGCCCACAGUGCUGCGCGAACCCGCCGACGCUGAACCCUGCCGGCGGGGAGGGCAAGGUCGUCGACAGCUUCGGCGGGAUCAGGGCGUACGUCGCCGGCGCCCAAGAGUCCAAGGCAGCCGUCAUCCUCGUCUCCGACGUUUUCGGGUUUGAAGCGCCGAAUCUGAGGAAGAUAGCUGACAAAGUAGCUUUGUCUGGAUACUUUGUCGUGGUGCCAGAUUUCAUUCAUGGGGAUCCAUAUGUGCCUGAAAGUGUUGAUAAACCAAUAGCAGUGUGGAUAAAGGAGCAUGCCCCGGAAAAAGCAUUUGAAGAGGCAAAACCAGUUAUUGCUGCUCUAAAGAAACAAGGAGCCUCUAGCGUUGGGGCUGCAGGUUAUUGCUGGGGUGCCAAGGUAGUUGUAGAGUUAGCGAAAGCUAAUGAGAUCCAGGCAGCCGUUAUGUUGCACCCUUCUUUUGUAACUGUUGAUGAUAUCAAAGAGGUGAAAUGCCCCAUCGCUAUACUUGGAGCUGAAAUUGACAAAAUGUCCCCACCAGAAGUGGUCAAGCAGUUCGAGCAGGUUCUAUCCUCCAACUCAGGGGUUGGUCACUUUGUGAAGAUUUUCCCUGGAGUUGCUCACGGAUGGACUGUGAGAUACAACAGCGACGAUGCCUCUGCUGUGAAGAGCGCCGAGGAAGCCCUGGCCGACAUGACUAGCUGGUUUGACCAGAACCUCAAGUGAAUCUGAAGCAGCAGCCCUCUUAUAAUAAGCUAUUGCCUUCGGCAGUCAUCAUGCAAGCAUCCGGGGUUUAUGUUAUGGAAUUAGAUAUAGGAUCUGUAUCUUCUGCGCAGGCUUGCUAGCAGUAUGACAUCCUCAUUUUGGAGUUUCCUUAUGCUGAACGUAGCACUACUGCACUGAAAUAAAAUGUGAUAUUUGCUGGUUUCGACAACUGA